This is a messenger RNA of Sugiyamaella lignohabitans, 357 nucleotides long. It is a transcript of the gene MRPL37, whose product is annotated as mitochondrial 54S ribosomal protein YmL37. NCBI's taxonomy places the organism in Eukaryota, Fungi, Ascomycota, Dipodascomycetes, Dipodascales, Trichomonascaceae. Bases 1 to 357 code for a protein of 118 amino acids. Gene Ontology annotation, molecular function: structural constituent of ribosome. The transcript has a single exon. The record is from RefSeq and is a predicted model, not a curated record. Gene Ontology annotation, cellular component: mitochondrial large ribosomal subunit.
AUGUUGAGAUUAAUAACCCGUCAAGUGUUGAGAACGACAGUUCCAAGGACAUCGUUUGUUCGACUGGCAUCUACUAGUGCCCCGAAUACCGAAACAACAUCUUCCACUAAGAAAACUAUCACAUCUAUUGCCCCGGCCGGAACUAAGCUCAAGGGUCUCAAUAUCAAGAAGGGAGGUGAAGACCCCAUUGCUCUCGCUGAAAACGAGUAUCCUGAAUGGCUCUGGGAGCUAUUAGAUCCUGCCGCUCAGAAGGCGAAACUAGAAAGUGAUGCUGGAAGGCAAGCUCGCAAGGAGCGUAGAUCCGCCAACCGUCAAAAGAUUAAAAUGAACAACUUCCUUGCUGGUAUGAAGAAUUAG